GGCGCGGGCACGCAGGGCGCAGCGGAGCGGAGCGGAGAGGGAGCAGGAACCCGGAGCAGCCGGCCUCAGCCGGAGCGGUGGCCAGCCCCCGCCGGCACCUUGCAGGACCGUCCGCCACGCGCGCCGGGCCGAGCCGCCCCAUGAAGCCGCCCACAGCUCAGGGCAGCCCCGCGGCCGCCGCAGCCGCAGGUGAGUGCGGGGAUCUGGGGUCUCCGAAAGCCCCGGCAGCACGGGUGAGGGGCGACGUGGGACGAGAGAAGAGGGAGCCCGUGCCGUCCCUUUACCCCCCAAUUCUCACCGCCGGGACCCUGAACCCGGGUGGCCCCGCGUUGGCGGGUUCAGUACCCCCCCCAUCCCACCGAGUCUGGGGCCUCAUCCCGACACGUAACCGGAGCACCCUGACUCAGUCUGCCCACCGCCGCCGCCGAUUCGCACGCGCCCCCGGGGGAGUGAGCGUGGGGACAAGUACCCGACACGCUUGGGAAAGUGUUUGGCUGUGUCAGCGGGGUGACCUUUGGACGGCCACUUCACUGGGCUCAGUUUUCUUAUUUGUAGCAUGGGUAUGAUAAUAGAACGCAAUUCAGGGAGUGGUUGAGAUGAAAACAUAACCGGCGGCUACAGCGUGGCUGUUUCUUGGCCGACGCAUAGUAAAUGUCAGUAAUCCUGGCAAUGGUGGCGGCCCCCUCCGCUUCCCCUUAUCUGAGCCCACCGUCCCGGUCCCCAGCCCCGGCCUUGGACUCGGCGGCCGCCGCGGACCUCACAGACGCACUCUGCGAGUUUGACGCGGUGCUGGCUGACUUCGCGUCGCCCUUCCACGAGCGCCACUUCCACUACGAGGAGCACCUGGAGCGCAUGAAGCGGCGCAGCAGCGCCAGCGUCAGCGACAGCAGCGGCUUCAGCGACUCCGAGAGUGCAGAUUCGCUCUACAGGAACAGCUUCAGCUUCAGUGACGAGAAGCUGAAUUCUCCGACAGACUCUGGCCCAGCCCUGCUCUCUCCCUCUGUCACUCCUCGGAAAGCCAAACUAGGAGACACAAAAGAAUUAGAAGACUUUAUUGCUGAUCUUGACAGAACAUUAGCAAGUAUGUGAACCGAGGAAAAGUUUUGGGUCCUUUUUCUCAGAAGGGAGAUGCUUCAGAAAGCUCUGAGGACCUGGUCAAAUCAGCUACAAGAAUCUGCUGCCAGGAAGGGCAGAGAGGAGGCUCACCUUCCUACCACUAGCUGUCUCAGACCCACCUGCCUUCAGGCUCAUCUCUGCGCAAUUUGUACAGUGAAACCGACUCUGUUUA
Loxodonta africana (African savanna elephant) is the source of this 1288-nucleotide messenger RNA. RefSeq names its product regulator of cell cycle (gene RGCC). The transcript has 4 exons. Gene Ontology annotation, biological process: regulation of cell cycle. The coding region runs from base 652 to 1089 and encodes 145 amino acids. NCBI's taxonomy places the organism in Eukaryota, Metazoa, Chordata, Mammalia, Proboscidea, Elephantidae. Gene Ontology annotation, cellular component: cytoplasm. The record is from RefSeq and is a predicted model, not a curated record. Gene Ontology annotation, molecular function: protein kinase activator activity; protein kinase binding.